UGUACCUAACCAGGACCCCUGAAGGACAAACACUCAUAACAAACUGGAGAUCAAGUCAAGGCCCUCAGCGCAUCAGCCCACUCCAGCCACAAGAGUGACCACCCUGAGGAAGUUGUCAGCCAGUACGCCCCGCCCCCCCCGUGUUAAAAUCAAGCAUGAUAUCAGCAUUUCUUUUGCGCAUUAACACAUUUUGUUCUGUCACUUGUUAAUAGCAGAUGCCUCUUCAUGACAAGGAAAAAUAAGAAAUGUGGUUUGAAGGCAUAUACAUGUUGGUGGCAUUUUCCCUCAAAAGUCUGCCAGAAAUCCAGGGUGCAUCGUCUAUAUCGUACUCCACCACUAGAGUCUGUGGUGUUAAAGGGGCAUCAGUGGUCCUGCCCUGCAGAUAUGAAUAUUCUGGGAUUGGCAGCUACACUAUGGGAGAGUGGAUCAAAGACAAAGGGACAGUCCGCAAACACAGCGACUCCAAAUAUCCUGAUUGCAGCCUGAAAAUAGACAACCUCUCAAAUGAUCAUGUUGGUGUUUAUAAUUUUCGUUUUUCCACAACCCUGCGCUUGUAUUGGUUGACAGGCCAGUCUGGAAUUGUAGUUUCGAUCACAGACCUGCAGGUAAAGGAGGGGGCAGUUGGGAAAUAUAAUCUCAUUAAAGUGACCUGCAGUGCUUCCUGCAGUUUGGGCUCUCACUUUCAGUAUAUCUGGCACAAGAAUGGACAGCCUCUACAAGGUGAAACCACAGCCUCCUUAUUACUGGACUCAACCAGACCUUCUGAAAAGGGAAGUUACUCCUGUGCUGUGAGCGGUCAUGAGGAUCAGCGCUCCUCUGCAGUGUGUGUUCCAGCUGAACAGUGUUGGGGUGUGAUCUACUCAUCUAAUAGCAUCUGUGUAUUGAAGGGCUCUACUGUGGACAUGUCUUGCACUUACAAUUAUCCAAGAAAUCAAAAUAUCAGCACAACAUUCUGGGUCAAACCAAGAAGUCAUACAGAAGACCUGAGUUUGGAUAACGGCUAUCAACACCACAUAGAGUAUCUUGGGAAUAAGAGCAAUAGUUGUACACUGAGACUGAAAGAGUUAAGUCAGAGUCACUCUGGAGAAUACGCCUUCAGGUUUAUAACAGGGCGAGGGCAGGGUUUCUCUGGAUUACCUGGAGUUACCAUCUCUGUUACAGCUCUGCAGGUGUUUCUAAGUCCUGAAGCAGUGAAAGAAGGAGAGAGUCUGACCCUCACCUGUAAUACUACCUGUAUUCUGACCAACCCCACCUUCAUCUGGUACACGAAUGGGCAGCCUGUGACCUAUAAACACACGACCAGAGACAACAAGCUGCAUCUAAACCCAGUCAGUAGUGAGGAUGCAGGAAGUUACUCCUGUGCUGUAAAAGGACAUGAGAGUCUCUCCUCAACUGCUGUCUUUCUCCAUGUUAGAUAUAAGCCAAAGAAUGUAUUGGUGUCUGUCAGUCCUGGUGAAAGAGGACUGAUGGAGGGCAGUUCAGUGACUCUGACCUGCAGCAGUGAUGCCAACCCACCAGUGCACAACUACACCUGGUACAUGAAGAAUGGAGCUGAAUCUCUUGUUAGGGGCACAGGGGAGAGCAUCAGCUUUAAUGUGACCUCUGAUACCAGUGGACUUUACCACUGUGAGGCACAGAAUGAAGAAGGCUCUCAGAACUCUGCUGGAGUUGUCAUUCUUACAGAAGAGGAACAUGCAGCUGCCAUGGCGAUGAAAUCAGGAAUCAUUAUAGCUGUGAUUGUAGCCAGCAUUCUGGUGUUUGCAGCGGUGUUUAUCGGGAUGUAUAAAAAGAGGAACUUCAGAGGAAAGAGACAGAAUGUGAAGAAUGACACCUACGUGGCCCUCCAGAGAACCGGUCAGGCCUCAGCAUAUGGAAUUCUGCAGAGAGGAGAGAUGCCCCAGAUGGAGCUGCAGGAUCUUCCAAUGAGAGGCCAAGACCAACCUGGACACCUGGACUCCCCAUCUCAAUCUGCACUUUGUUAAAGUAAAACAAUGUUGGAAUCCCUCCUUUUUGUGUCAGUUUUCAACAUACUGAGUGAGGACCCAUUUAUGUGUCACUGAGGGGAUCGAGAACUGAUUAAAAAGGGUGUGGAACAGCAGAGCUGUAUGCAAUACAGACGCAUCACAGCUGGGCUACAUCGGGUGCGCAACUUAACCUCACCCUUGAGAGAGAGAAAAUCGCAAGUAGGUGGCUGGCAGAUACGCCGUAAAUGAGCUCAGACGUAUUUGUUGGUUACAAAAUCGUAAGUGUUUAGAUUUAAUAGUGCUUGUUUCUAUUAUGGCCUGUAUAUUAUGCAG
Messenger RNA from Alosa sapidissima (American shad), 2297 nucleotides. Its product is annotated as B-cell receptor CD22-like. The transcript is spliced from 10 exons. NCBI's taxonomy places the organism in Eukaryota, Metazoa, Chordata, Actinopteri, Clupeiformes, Clupeidae. The record is from RefSeq and is a predicted model, not a curated record. Bases 246 to 1982 code for a protein of 578 amino acids.